Messenger RNA from Saccharomyces paradoxus, 1314 nucleotides. RefSeq names its product phospholipase D regulator (gene SRF1). Gene Ontology annotation, biological process: positive regulation of catalytic activity. The transcript has a single exon. NCBI's taxonomy places the organism in Eukaryota, Fungi, Ascomycota, Saccharomycetes, Saccharomycetales, Saccharomycetaceae. The record is from RefSeq and is a predicted model, not a curated record. Gene Ontology annotation, cellular component: cell periphery; fungal-type vacuole. Bases 1 to 1314 code for a protein of 437 amino acids.
AUGGAGGAUACUAAUUUCAGCAAAGAAGUGUACUCUAAUACAACAUCCUCAACCUCUUCUAGAAUCGCAGACCAAGAUCGACUUAACCUAAACGUGGAUCUCGAAAAAAAUCAGACUGUAAGGGAAUCAGGUUCGCUGGAAUCAUUACAGAUUGCAAAGAUACGUAUUCCCAAACACAGUGAUGGUUCACCACUGGACUAUCCAAAAUUGAACACUUACACGUUUGUGCCAACCACAGUGCCGCCUUAUGUUCUAGAAGCGCAGUUUGAUAAACUUAGACUUCAGGAUAAAGGCGCCGUAGAUGGCAAUGUUACUGAUGAUAAAAACCUUCCAAAAGAAUUUAAAUGGGGCCAAUUUGCAUCUAACAUCGGUUGUCAUUCUGCAUACACUAAAGACCAAAACGAUAACCAUGACCAUAAAUCCUACGACAAUUAUUCUCUAUCAUCAAGUACCUCAUCCAAAAACGCCGCUCUUAGAGAAAUUCUGGGUGAUAUGUGCAGCGAAUGGGGGGGUGAAGAGCGCUUGGAAGGUGUGCUACAUUCAGAAAUAGGCGCCAAUUUAGAGUUUAAGACGACAGAAGAGAGAAAAGAGUGGUUACAGUAUAUUGAAAAAGUAAAAGAUUUCUAUUACGGCGAUAACAAGAAAAACCCAGAAUCACCCGAAACAGUACACAACAAAACCUACAAAUCUGAUUGGGUAAAUGAGCUUAAUAAGGAGAGAGAAAAGUGGCGGAGGUUAAAACAAAGGAAGUUACAACAAUGGAGGCCUCCUUUAACGUCGCUAUUACUAGAUAAUCAAUAUUUAAUCUUGGGUUUGAGGAUCUUCACUGGUGUGCUGUCAUGCAUUUCACUUGCUUUAGCAAUCAAAAUUUUCCAAAACUCAAGAUCGAAUAAUACCAUCAGUGAAAGCAAAAUCGGGCAACAACCAAGUACUAUAAUGGCUAUCUGCGUUAACGCGGUUGCGAUUGCGUAUAUUAUUUACAUCGCACAUGAUGAAUUUGCUGGUAAACCUGUUGGGUUGAGGAACCCAUUAAGCAAACUGAAACUAAUUUUGUUGGAUUUACUGUUUAUAAUAUUUUCAAGUGCUAAUCUAGCAUUGGCAUUUAAUACUCGUUUUGACAAAGAAUGGGUUUGCACUUCUAUUCGCAGGUCAAAUGGAAGUACAUAUGGAUACCCAAAAAUACCACGUAUCUGUAGAAAACAGGAGGCUUUAUCUGCCUUUCUAUUCGUUGCCUUAUUUAUGUGGGUAAUUACUUUUUCGAUCAGUAUUGUUAGAGUAGUUGAAAAAGUCAGUUCAAUCACCAACAGAAACUGA